GUGUAGUGCUCGCUGUAGUUUUCAUGUCAAAAUAACCGUUCAGUCUUUGGCGGACCGAGCGCAUGACCCAUUUUCUGUCACCGAAGGCUGAAUAACGCUGGACAAAAGGUCGUGUCCUCUCUUUAGUGGGAUGUGUUCCAAAUAUAUUUAAGUUUUCUGAAAUAUAAUACCCCCAAAGUGUACCAUCGAAAGUUGAAACGAUGCAUGCACUUUUUAUCUUAUCGCAAUUCUAAAGGUUAACGGUAUGGAAUGAACUGAUUUUCUUUAAACCAAUUUUGAAUGGUCUGACCGAAAAGCGAUACAAGUGAUCUCUGUGCAAUUGUUGAUGUUUGCCAGCGUGUUACUAGGGUUCGUGCACUUCUUCCCCGUGUAAGCUAAUCAUCACAUCUUUCUCGUGUUGUUAGAUGAGAGGAACGAUAAGAGAAAGAAAGCAAGGAGAAUAUUAUUUUCUUGGGUGCACUUCAAGAUGCCGUCGUGUAGAGUAACAUUCGUUCGACACGGUGAAAGCGAAUGGAACAAACAGAAUUUAUUUUGUGGAUGGUACGACGCUCGCUUGAGCGAGAAAGGUGAACAAGAUGCAAGAGAAGUAUCUGCUGCGGCGCUUGUUAAGGAAAACGCUCAAUUUGAUAUCGCCUUUACGUCGGCAUUGUGUCGGGCGAAUACAUCACUGCAACUGAUUUUAGAAACUAUGAAUAGUGUAAAUAUCCCGAUUCACUCUUCGUGGCGGUUAAAUGAAAGGCAUUAUGGGGCCUUGACGGGCUUCAACAAAAGACAAAUGGCUGAUGAAUAUGGUGAGGAGCAGGUGCAAACUUGGAGACGUAGUUACGAUGUCCCUCCACCACCAAUCACUUCCGAGAAUCCGCAUUAUGAGAGUAUACGCACAAACCCAAGAUUUCGAGACGUCCCUCCAGAGUUAUUUCCUGAUUCGGAGACUCUUGCUUCGACAAUUGAGCGUGUUAUCCCGUUCUGGACAUCGGAAAUUGUGCCUCUUAUAAAGAGUGGGAAGCGAAUUCUGAUCGUUGCACAUGGAACAAGUUUGCGUGGGAUUAUCAAACAUAUUGAGGGGUUAUCAAAAGAACAAAUAAUGAAAUUUGAUGUACCGAACAGCAUUCCAUUCACCUAUGAUUUUGAUAUGGAGACAAUGUCGGUUAUUGGAAAUAUUCGAUUCUUAGCCGACGAAGAGACUGUUUUAAGGGCAAUGGAGAAGACACGUUCUAUAGGCAAAUAAUUUUUGAAUAUUUUUUUUACCAUGGCGUAAGAAAUAGUUCAAUUGGAAGAAAAUGAUUGUUUUAUUUAAUUGUUAUGAUUUUUUUGUUGCAUUGUUUAAACUAUGACUUUUAUACUCAUACGAGAGACCCGCUUCUAACGAUUGUAUAUUUAUAAGGCUCUAGGAAUAAAUUUCGAAUAAAACUAGAUUUGAAUAAU
Messenger RNA from Hermetia illucens (black soldier fly), 1425 nucleotides. RefSeq names its product phosphoglycerate mutase 2-like. Lineage: Eukaryota; Metazoa; Arthropoda; Insecta; Diptera; Stratiomyidae. Gene Ontology annotation, molecular function: intramolecular phosphotransferase activity. Gene Ontology annotation, biological process: glycolytic process. The transcript is spliced from 5 exons. The coding region runs from base 467 to 1228 and encodes 253 amino acids. The record is from RefSeq and is a predicted model, not a curated record.